AUGGCAUCAACAUAUACAUCUAAAGUUGCAAAACAUUCUAUGGACUAUAUAUUUGAAAAGGGCAGAGACUACAGUUACAGAUGCAGUGGAGUAAAUAGCAUGGGAGCAACAUGUUGUAAAAGAGAAGGAAAAUCUGAAAGAUUGGAUUCUUUCUUUGCACAAAGACAUCUUUUCUAUGAUGUUGUUAUGCAAGGAAUAUAUUACUGGUUAAACCGGAUUCCUAGAAUGACAAUGGGAGUUAUGCUCGGUGUUUCUUCAGAAACUAUAAGAUAUUUCAUUGCUAAUAUUCACCAAUUGAUUCAAAUGGAUUUAACAAACAAUGAUAUAAGAAUUGAACGUAUUGAUGCCAAUAGUCAAUCCAUUAUUAGAGAUGCUGCAACUUUCCUUCAAGUGAUAAAGAAGCAUGUAAAGCCCAAUAGCAUUAUUCACACAGAUUGCUGGGCUGCAUAUGGGGGGUUGACAUCAGUAGUUGAUAUGAACUAUACUCAUAGAACAGUCAAUCACAAUGUUAAGUCUGUGGAAUGGAAUAAUAAUGAACUGCAAGGCCAGAUUGCGAACAAAACAAAUGGUGCCAUAGAUGUUGAUGGAAUUCUUAAGGAGAAAAAAUAUGAGAACAGAUUGUGGCAAGGAAUACUAAAGACGUUAACUGAGGUUUCUUUUAGAAGCAUUGUUGACAACCCAAUAUUUACAAAUUAUGACUAUUUAGAAGAUGAUAAAGAUGAAGAAUAUAGUGAUUCUACAAUGAUAGUGCAAAAUGUAUACCGCUAG
Phycomyces blakesleeanus NRRL 1555(-) is the source of this 768-nucleotide messenger RNA. RefSeq lists its product as hypothetical. The transcript has 6 exons. Lineage: Eukaryota; Fungi; Mucoromycota; Mucoromycetes; Mucorales; Phycomycetaceae. Bases 1 to 768 code for a protein of 255 amino acids. The record is from RefSeq and is a predicted model, not a curated record.